Daucus carota subsp. sativus is the source of this 2592-nucleotide messenger RNA. Its product is annotated as vesicle-fusing ATPase. The record is from RefSeq and is a predicted model, not a curated record. Gene Ontology annotation, biological process: intra-Golgi vesicle-mediated transport; Golgi to plasma membrane protein transport; SNARE complex disassembly. Gene Ontology annotation, molecular function: ATP hydrolysis activity; ATP binding. Bases 128 to 2326 code for a protein of 732 amino acids. NCBI's taxonomy places the organism in Eukaryota, Viridiplantae, Streptophyta, Magnoliopsida, Apiales, Apiaceae. Gene Ontology annotation, cellular component: Golgi stack. The transcript is spliced from 21 exons.
GCCCAAACAAAAGCCCCUGUUCUUCACUUUCGAACCAGCCCAGACGCUCCAUUUCUUCCAAACGAAGCAAAAACAAAACAAAACGAAACUAAAAUCAACUCAAAAAUCAAAUUAAAUCAAAGCAGCAAUGGGGAGUCGAUCGAUGAUCGUGGUGAGCACGCCAGGCAAAGAUCUCGUUUACAGUAACUUAGCCUACUGCUCUGCCUCAGAUCUUCGCCAAUUCGCCGUCGCCGGAUCUCAAUCUCGCUUUCUCGCGCUCGUCGGCGAUGUUUUCGUGCUCUCUCUUUCUGCUCAUGACGGUAUUCAAAAUGGCCAAAUUGGACUCAAUUCGAUUCAACGUCGUUAUGCAAGAGUUUCUACUGGAGACAGUAUAUCAGUCAGCAGAUUUUCUCCACCUGAAAUAUUUGACCUUGCUCUGCUUACUCUUGAACUGGAGUUCGUGAAAAAAGGGACUAAAGAAGAACAUGUUGAUGCUGUUUUGUUGGCGCAACAAAUUCGAAAGAGAUAUAGUAAUCAGGUUAUGACUACAGGACAAAGAGUAACAUUUGAAUAUCAUGGAAAUAAUUACAUUUUCACCGUCAACGGGGCUAGCGUAGAGGGGGAAGACAAAUCAGAGAGAGGGAUGAUCACAGAUGAUACAUACAUUGUGUUUGAAACACAAAGCUCUAGUGGAAUAAAGAUUGCCAACCAGCGUGAAGGUGCUAGCAGCAACAUAUUCAAGCAUAAAGAGUUUAACCUUCAGUCUUUAGGUAUAGGUGGAUUGAGUGCAGAGUUUGCAGAUAUAUUUCGAAGAGCAUUUGCCUCAAGGGUUUUCCCUCCACAUGUGACUUCGAAGCUGGGCAUCAAACAUGUCAAGGGAAUGCUGCUUUAUGGACCUCCUGGUACUGGAAAGACUCUAAUGGCUCGCCAAAUUGGAAAAAUGUUAAAUGGCAAGGACCCUAAGAUUGUCAAUGGGCCUGAAGUUUUGAGUAAGUUUGUUGGGGAGACGGAAAAGAAUGUAAGAGAUUUAUUUGCAGACGCUGAACAGGAUCAAAGAUCAAAAGGGGAUCAAAGUGAAUUACAUGUUAUCAUCUUCGAUGAAAUUGAUGCGAUUUGUAAGUCCAGAGGUUCAACUAGAGAUGGUACUGGAGUUCAUGAUAGUAUUGUCAACCAGCUUCUUACAAAGAUAGAUGGUGUGGAGUCUCUAAACAAUGUGCUGCUUAUUGGGAUGACCAACAGGAAGGAUCUGCUUGAUGAAGCACUUUUAAGGCCCGGACGUUUAGAAGUCCAAGUGGAGAUUAGUCUUCCAGACGAGAAUGGGCGUUUACAAAUCCUUCAAAUUCACACAAACAAAAUGAAGGAGAGUUCCUUUCUUGCUCCUGAUGUGAACUUGCAAGAGCUUGCUGCCCGGACAAAAAAUUAUAGCGGAGCAGAACUAGAAGGGGUCGUGAAAAGUGCUGUAUCCUAUGCUUUAAACCGGCAGCUAAAUCUGGAAGAUCUUACCAAACCUGUGGACGAGGAUAAUAUUAAAGUUACUAUGGAAGAUUUUCUUAAUGCCCUUCAUGAAAUUAUUCCCGCAUUUGGAGCAUCUACUGAUGAUCUUGAACGUUGCAGACUCAAUGGCAUAGUGGAGUGUGGCGGGCGACAUGAGCACAUAUUUAAAAGAACUAUGCUACUAGCAGAGCAAGUCAAAGUUAGCAGAGGAAGUCCCCUUGUUACAUGUUUGUUGGAAGGCCCAAGUGGCAGUGGGAAGACUGCAAUGUCAGCUACUGUUGGGAUCGGCAGUGAUUUCCCCUACGUCAAGAUAGUUUCAGCUGAAACAAUGAUCGGCCUCAGUGAAAGCACUAAAUGUGCCCAGAUCGUCAAGGUAUUCGAGGAUGCUUAUAGGUCACCAUUAAGCAUUAUUAUCCUUGACGAUAUUGAAAGGCUUCUGGAAUACGUUGCGAUUGGUCCACGGUUUUCAAAUUUAAUUUCCCAAACUUUAUUGGUCCUGCUUAAACGGCUUCCUCCAAAGGGAAAAAAAAUUCUGGUCAUUGGAACUACAAGUGAGCUGAACUUUUUGGAUUCUGUUGGUCUUCAAGAUGCUUUUUCGGUCACAUACAAUGUCCCAACUCUGAAAACAGAAGAUGCGAAAAAGGUCUUGGAACAGCUAAAUGUUUUCGCAGAGGAAGAUAUUGAUUCUGCUGCAGAGGCCCUAAAUGAUAUGCCAAUCAAGAAGAUAUACAUGGUGAUUGAAAUGGCUGCUCAAGGAGAAGAAGGUGGCGGAGCAGAAGCUAUUUACUCUGGGAAAGAGAAGAUCAAACUUAUGCAUUUCUAUGAUUGUCUACAAGAUGUUAUCCGGUAUUAAAUGCAGUAUCCCUUCUUCUGGUGGUGUGAACAGCAGUUUUGUAAAUUUUGCAUUACGAGAUUAUAUUCAUUUGACUAAUAUCCUUGGUCAAAGUUAUAGCUGGGUGAGGAGUUAUACUCAAGGUGAUUAUAGUUUUGGUGAAGUUAUACUUGAGGUUAUAUGAGUUGCAUGGUAUUCUUCUGAUCUGUUGUGUUGUAACUUAUAAGGACUUAGUUACCCUGUGGGCCGAAUAUUAUUGAUUUAUUAUCAUUCCUCUUUUUCCAGUA